This is a messenger RNA of Lactuca virosa, 753 nucleotides long. The record is from the annotation of a GenBank genome assembly. Lineage: Eukaryota; Viridiplantae; Streptophyta; Magnoliopsida; Asterales; Asteraceae.
AUGCAGAUGGGUCUCACCGAGAAUCAACUCUCCUUGGACCUUCUGGAAUCAUGGCUGAAGAACAAUCCUGAUUCAGCCGAAUUCAAAAACGAUAAUCAUUCACUCUUCAAGGAGCUUGCCCUCUUCCAAGAUUAUCAUGGCCUUCCUGCUUUCAAAAACUCAUUAGCGGACUUCAUGUCAGAGAUCAGAGCAAAUAAAGUAACAUUUGAUCCAAACAACCUUGUACUCACCGCCGGAGCAACCUCCCCCAAUGAAACUUUAAUGUUUUGCCUAGCUAAUCUCGGCGGGGCUUUCCUCCUUCCCACCCCAUAUUAUCCAGGGUUUGAUAGAGAUCUCAAGUGGAGAACUGGAGCUGAGAUAGUACCUAUCCACUGCUCGAGCUCAAAUGGUUUCAGAAUCACCGAAUCGGCCCUCAUAGAGGCAUACGAACAAGCACAAAAGCAGAACCUGAAAGUGAAGGGUGUUUUAGUCACAAACCCAUCAAACCCAUUAGGGACAUCAUUGAGCUUGCAUGAAGUCAACCUUCUCGUUGACGUUGUCUCCUCCAAGAACAUCCAUCUCAUUAGCGACGAAAUUUACUUCGGCACUGUUUUCUGCUCUCCUGGAUUCGUUAGCAUCAUGGAGGUCCUAAAGAACAGGGACCUUAUGAAAACCGAUGUGUGGAGUGGGGUUUGCAAGAUCAUGGAGGUUCUAAAGCAGAACCUGCUACGAUGCAGAGUGAUGCAUUGGCUAAGAUUAGAAACCAGAGGUUGA